AUGGAUUCUUCCGUUCAUGGUUCCGUAAGCGAUCACCAUUACUUGAGAAGCUUUUUCGACAAGAUGAACCAAAUGAGAAAGGGUGAAGUUCUUUGUGACGUUGUGCUUAUGACGGAAAAUGGGAGAUCAAAACUGUAUGCGCAUAGAAGUGUUUUGGCAGCAAGUAGUUCAUAUUUUUACAACCUUUACACUGGUACUUAUCUUUCAAGGUAUAGUAGGGAAACUGUUAUCGGGGGAAUUACAGAUGAUACACUCAGCAUCAUUCUGGAUUAUAUUUAUUCUUCUAAAAUAUUGCUGGACCAAGGGAACGUGGAAGCAAUUUUGUACGCUGCUUUCCAGCUCGGAUUAGAAUCUCUCGUACAGCUGUGUGAAAAGUUUCUUCUUCGCAAGCUAUGUGUUGAGAACUGCAUUAAAAUGACGACUUUAGCCAGAUUAUACUCACUUGAAACGCUCCAGAGUGAAGGACAACGCUUGAUAAUCAAUAAUUUCUUGAAAAUUAAAAACUCUGGAGAAUUUUUUCAGCUAUCAAGCAAAGAACUGGUUCAAAUAGUAUCUGACGAUGAUUUAAAUGUGAGAAAUGAAGAACAAGUUUAUAAUGCGAUUCGAGCGUGGGUAAGUUAUGAUGUGUCAUCGAGGCAGCCUGAAUUUGAAAACCUUUUGAGUCAUGUGCGACUGCCAUACAUCAAUCGUAAAUUUUUACUUGGCACAAUCGACAAGGAUUCUCUAGUCACCUCAUCUUCGGCAAGUAGAGAAUUGGUGGCCGAAGCAUUGUCUUUCAAGAUGGCGAGUCACAGAGAUAAAAAGCUUUUCCACAACGAAAGAACUAAACGAAGGUAGUAAGUUUAUUCCGCUGUUAUUUUUAAAAUAUAGCGUUCUCAAUACUGGCUCGUCCUCAGUCCCUCACAGUCGCUUAUCUGAGAUAUUUCAGAGGGGGAGGAAGGAACGGGAAGCCGGAGAAAAUCUGUCCAUCAUGCCCCCUCUCGACUCCUACUCCCCAUAUUGAAGUACACCAACCACACUUUGCCUUGAAAAACGAAACACAGGGUACUAGAGUUUGCUUUUCUCGCGUGUAGCGGGACGCUUUGGGGUAGGAAUCAAACGCGCAUGAAAAAUAAAAGUCUCGGAUACCCAUGGUAAUUAAUAGGAAAAACCUUGUAGAGGAGGCAGCUCUCAAUACAGCCCCAACGUAAAGUGGAAGCCAAGACGUGUCUUGAAGCGAGCAAAACGGGCGCGAGGAAGCACAAAGUACGAGAAAGUAGAGGGUUGAAUUGUGAACAGUCCAGUGAUUUUAUACCUGACCAUUUUUACUCUAUAAUCCAUUUGUGUGUGUAUUAGCAAUGCUGUCCCCAGAUAGUACUGAUUGAUGAGACAUUCUGUGGAUGCGGAGGGGACUGGGUUGGCCGUGUGUCGAAAUUCAUAAUGGGGCUGUCUUGCGGAACAAACUUGGACCCAACCUACUGCGUAACGUCGUAUAUUGUAAUUACCAGUAAUCCCUUAAACAUCCCACAGUGCAUUUCGACAUUAAACUGACCCAUGCUUAGUCUCACAACCUCAAAGUGGCCAAAGAUUAAAUCAUUUUUAAGCAGGUUUUGCUCAGUUUAUAUUGAAAAACGGCUGCAAAGAAUUCAUUCGCGCUGAUCACCUGUAAAACCAAUUAACCAUCCUCUGUCUGUGCAACCUCGUUCCCAGACUCCGAGUAUCGUCCUCUCGUCCGUCUCUCGCUUCAGGAAACGGUAGGACAAGAGAGGCCCGGAGCGAGGUUGCUGUUUGCAUGAGUUGUUGGCCCCGCUUUUUACAGGGCUUCUUCCGGUACUGCAGGCUUGUUUGUUUGUAAUACCAAAAACGUCCGGAUUGUAGAAGAGCCACUGACAUGACGAUCCGGUCGUGGAAUGCAAAUCAAUAGAGAUGGAGAGAGAUGUCGCUUCCGGUUUCCUCCUGUAUUUAGGAAUAUUCGUGAUUUUACGUAAUAUGAUAGAUAUUGCUGUUUUUGUCUUUAUGGUCUUCAUGGAAUCAUCAGGUGGAAAUCUCACUUGAUUGACGUCAUCGUCUUAGUUGGAGGCGUCGUAGAAGACGGCGUUCAGCCUUGCUGCCACUGCUUCAAUCCGCUGACCAAUAAAUGGCACUACAUGUCUCCGGUGAUUGACAGCCGGUUGAACUUUGGCCUUGCCCGGUUACAAGGAUGUUUGUUUGCGGUGGGUGGCUCUACGAUUGGAGAGAAAAUGACGAUGCUUUCAAGCGUUGAAAGAUUUGAUCCCAAAUUCAACUCUUGGGAGAAACACGCUCCGUUGAGCCAGGGUAAGAAGGGAGCGUAGGGAAUUGUGGGGACAUGCAAUGUGAUUUUCCACACAAGCUACAGGUUAACAUUUAUAGAAUGGAAAGCAGAAGCGGAAACAGAAAGAUUAGAGACAGAAGCGCAAAAAAGAAACAAACAAAUAAACAAAAACAAAAACAAAAACAAAAGCGGAAGCUCGAUGGAAGCAGGGACAGAAAUAAUGGAAGACUUUAAGGUAAAUGGUUUAAAGCCAGAAUGUAGCGGAUAAUGAAACGGUCAUUGUGAGUCAACGAAAAAACUUUUUUCCAGAAUCCUCUAGAAAUUGAAUUGAAAACAUACUACUUAAGUAGAAACCUCAAGACUAAUGUUUAGCAAACUACUGAAGACUUCCGCUUUUGUUCCGUCGUUAUGGUUAACAGGAGGACAUAAAGUUGUUUCCAUUCGGUUUCCCGUGUUUGUUGCUUCUUUUGUUUGUAUAACCCUACGAUCGAAGACCCCACCCCAUAACAACGUUAAUCCACAGCAAGGGGACAUGUUACAAAAGGUUGAGUAAUACCAGAGUGUCCCAAUUUAUGGUUCUGACUUAGUUUAGGCCUACUAAAAUACCCUAGAAGAUAGAUGAUUCUGGCUUUAGCGUGUGUGAAAAGGAAAGUUGCUAGAAAUUUUUUUGGUUUACCAAAAGCAUUGUAGACAUUGUAAAGCAAAACCUUGGCAGUCACGAAAUUAGUUAUAAAGCUCUCUGGUAGAUUAAGUCGCACUUCAAUGUAUCGGCAGGUCGCUUCAGCCACGAGACCCUGGAACUUCAAGGGAAAAUAUACGUUGUUGGAGGAGUUUUAGAAAGAAAUAGUCAAGAGCAAACGAUGGAAUGCUAUGAUCACGUGACAGACAAGUGGACUUCACUUUCUGCACCCCGUCAGAAUCGUCAUUCUCACUGUGCAAUGUCACUAAAUGGCUACCUUUAUGUGAUUGGAGGUAAGUUUAUGGUAUUUCUGUUUAAAACCUAUUAGGUUUAUUGCGGGUAACCAGAGGAGCCCGCAAUCCUGAUCUCCAGGUUGCUACUACGCAUGCGCGGUAAGUAUGUAACCAGUUGGGAUUUCCUACUAGAAUAAAUGGAAUGCGCAGAACACAUCUGAUUACGAGCCGUAGCACCUUCUAUAGCGAGAAACCCACGCAAAUCACAGCGUUUGACCUUCUUUCGAUCUCGCACGCAUUCUCUUACCUUUGGUUAUUACUAGUUUCCUGGAUCAGUUAACGUACAAUGACAUUGUAUCGCCCAUGUAAAGGAAUCAAAGACAUUCUCGGAUUCUGAAUUCACGCCGUGGAUUUCAAAUUCCAGGCACUGGAAUUCCGGAUUACGGAAUACGGAUUCCCUUACAUGGAGCGAAUUGUAGCCAGUCGCUAUCAAAGAUCUUAAGCCCCAUAUUUACGUGUUAACGGAUUUACUCAAGACUUGUACCUACUACUUCUGACAGUCUUUUUACCACUGUACAAUCUCUGUAGGAAUCUCCAAAAACAACAACGUUCUUAAGACAGUGGAAAGGUAUGAUCCUCAACACGACAAAUGGCACAACGUGGCGAACCUCAACAUCCCGCGGAGUGGAGCAUGCGCAGUAGUACUGAUGGGUCAAAUCUUCGUGAUGGGUGGUGGUUCAGACGUUCGUAAAAUUCUGAAUUCCUGUGAGAUUUACGACCCUGGAGUAGAUAGAUGGUUUAUCGGGAAAGGUGAGUCCGAUCAGCUUUCCUUCUUUCAAGGGCUAACAACACGCAUCAAUAAACAUGAUGAACUGUAACUAUAUAUAGUAUAUCUUUUCUUUUUUUUGUUAUCUUGUCUUUUUAAGUAGCCACACCAUAUCACGUCAUAUUAUGUAAUUUCCGGUCAUUAUUUUACUUCAUAUAUAUUUCUAUAAAUUCGUGAUAUCUCAAUAAACCUGAUGAAGACUACUAUUGGCCAGUCGAAAUAUCGCAACUUAACUCUAUUUCACGUUGUUUGAUUAGUCCCUGCAAAAGUCUUCUUGACUGUAACGUUUUCAACGCGCAUCAGUUUGAUCCGCGUCGCUGAAACACCCGGAGGGUGCCCCCUUAUAAUGGCCUACACGGGGAUGCUCAGCCCGAAAGGGGUACCUUUCUCAAGCUUCAGAUGAAAAGGUCGGGAUUUCGUUAGUUGAAGUAUUGGAAAGGGUUGGGAAAUCCGUCAUUUCGGUCCUUAAAAGGACCAAAAAGGGCUAACAGACACAUUUGAGGGACGUGUAAGAGACAAGAAAACUUCGUGGUUUAGUGAGUUAUUCACGUUAAAAAGACGUUGAAUUUAAGGCAGUUAAAAGACAUGCAAAGUUCUAAACUAGGUAAGUGAAACGGGUGCCAUUUUUAAGUCGCAGGCUUAAGAAAGGAGUACCUUUUCUUUCAAAAUGGUAUACAAAAGGGUGAGGGGUUGGACCUAGGGGCGGAGCCUCCCCGUAUAAAACGUUGUCGAGUACCGCACAUAGCGCACGUCGUCAUUGUCAUUUUUAGCCUCAAGCUUAUUAUUCUUUUGUUUUUCAGAUAUGAAAACUAAACGUGAUCGCGCUGGGGCCACGGUCUUUGGUGGAAGAAUCUACGUGUUUGGUGGUUCAUAUGGUAACGUAGCUGUGACAUCAGUGGAGUGUUAUGACCCCCGUGAAGAUGGUUGGUCCGUUAUAACUGAGCUGCCUUACCCACGAUAUGGAUUUCGGUGCGCAACAACUGCUGUAACAAACGACAUGAUAGCAGACGUACCUCCUGCGAAACCAAAAGCACGAAACCAAGAAAAAUUGAUUUAG
This is a messenger RNA of Porites evermanni, 5067 nucleotides long. The record is from the annotation of a GenBank genome assembly. NCBI's taxonomy places the organism in Eukaryota, Metazoa, Cnidaria, Anthozoa, Scleractinia, Poritidae.